UUUGCGCCUCGACUAAUUCGAGCGGAAGUAGAACUGCAGCCUCUUUUCCGGCGGCCAUAGCGGAAUAAUCGCCAUCAUGAAGAUCAAUCCGUUUGUGACCUCCUCCCGGCGUAAGAACCGCAAGAGGCACUUCAAUGCCCCGUCACACAUCCGCAGGAAGAUAAUGUCUUCACCUCUGUCCAAAGAGCUCCGCCAGAAAUACAGCGUAAGGUCCAUGCCUAUCCGGAAGGACGAUGAGGUCCAGGUGGUUCGGGGACACUACAAAGGCCAGCAGAUUGGCAAAGUUGUCCAGGUAUACAGGAAGAAAUAUGUUAUCUACAUUGAGCGCGUGCAGCGUGAAAAGGCCAAUGGAACCACUGUCCAUGUUGGCAUCCACCCUAGCAAGGUUGUGAUCACCAGGCUAAAGCUGGACAAGGAUCGCAAGAAGAUCCUGGAGCGCAAAGCCAAGUCACGGCAAGAGAGCAAGGAUAAGGGCAAAUACAAGGAGGAGACUAUUGAGAAAAUGCAAGAGUGAACAUUACCUUUUUGCUAACAAUAAACACCUGAGUAAAAAAAGUUUUUUUGUCUGGGGUUUU
Molecule: messenger RNA, 575 nt
Organism: Clarias gariepinus (North African catfish)
Lineage: Eukaryota; Metazoa; Chordata; Actinopteri; Siluriformes; Clariidae
Gene: rpl26
Product: ribosomal protein L26
Exons: 4
Coding region: 77-514 (145 amino acids)
Biological process (GO): cytoplasmic translation; ribosomal large subunit biogenesis
Cellular component (GO): ribosome; cytosolic large ribosomal subunit
Molecular function (GO): structural constituent of ribosome; RNA binding
Source: RefSeq, a predicted model, not a curated record